CGGAUCUGCCCGACGGGGCUCGCUGGGGCGGCCAGGGGAGAGCGAGCGCGGCAGUCCGGGUCCGGGUCCGCGAGCCACGGCGCGCGCGGCACUGCGGGGGCCAUGAACCCGGCGCGAGCCUCGUCGCCCGGCCCCCCCGAGGAGAGCCGCCCCUGGACGUCGAGCGAGGUGCAGGCGCUCCUGGCCGUCUGGGCCGACCCUGUGAUCCAGGACGAGCUGGACUCGUGCGUCAGGAACGAGAAGGUCUUCGCCAAAAUACAAAUCCGGCUGCUGCAGACGAGCGGCAGCAGCCGCAGCGUGAAGCAGGUGCGAGAGAAGAUCAAGCGGCUCAAGGCCGACUACAAGCGGGUCAAGGAGCAGAGCAGGCGCGGCGGUGGCGGAGGAGGGGGCAGAGACGCCGCCCGGUGUAAGCACUUCGAGAUCAUGGACGCGGUGCUGGGCCGUGAGGGGGGCCCGAGCCCCCCAGCGGGCGUCACCGACUCGCGCGGCGUGGCGGGGGCUGCCGCGGAGCCGCCGCCCGUGAAGUCGGAGCCCGCCUACGGAGAUUCGUGUGACCCGCGCUGCACUGAGGUAGCAGCCGCUGCCGACUCGCUGUGCGGCGAAGAGGAGGGGGAUGAGGAGGUGGAGGAGGAUAAGAAACCGGAGGUCGUUCACCUCCCACCUCCUCGUGCUCCACCCCCAAACUCGGCCUCAAGCUCCACAAACACUCGCCGAGGGGUCACGAGACGGCACAACUGGGGGUCAAAGCGCGAACGUGCGGCGGCGGCCUCCGUGUGGGCGCGCUGCGCGAGGGAGUUGGGCGCGCUGCUUGUGCAGGAGCUGCGCGCCGACCGGGAGCUGCGCCAGCAACAGCUCCGACAGCUGCUCGACUUCAAGCGAGAGCAGCUGCGGGCCGAGCAGCAGCAGCGGGCGCUCGAGCUCUCGAGCUACAACGCCUCCAACGUGCAGCUCGUGUCCAUCCUGGGCCAGAUCGUCACGGCCCUCGUGGCCGCGGCGGCGACGGCCCGGGACGGCGGUGUGAGGCAGCCCCCGUAGCGGAGGGCUGCAGCCUCGCGUGAAUACGGAACGCACGGCCACUGUGGUUCGUGUGAUGGCGACGGUUUGGAGGAACAGCUGGCAAAAGUGAACGCAAUCAGAAGGUUACGAGUGCCAGUCUCGGUUGGGGUUGAGUUUGCCCAUCACACUUAGUGAAUCAAAAAAAUAAGUACCACGUUUGUGGAAGGUCAACAACAGUGGUUGUCUUUUGGAGAGACUGACCCCUGCCAUAGGAAUGUAGAAUUCCCAGCGCUGGCUCACGGUCACCAAUAGCGAUGCACACCGCACAGCAGCAAUAUUUUGAGAAGGGAGUUUCCUCUAGGACUUGAAUUUGUAUCGUUUUAAAUAACGUCAUGUUUUACUUUGAAAACUUGAGCACCAGCGUUAUCAGGUUGACUGAGUCGAUUAGGCUCUGGUAAAUGUCUGCAAAUCAGCACCGGAUUGUUCAGACUACAGCGGCGCGGGUUGCGGCUCAGCAGCAGCUCGGCGAUGUUUCACGAUAAAGGCCCCGAGUCUGUUGCGUUAAAGUUCCGUGGUUGGCACGCAGACAUCAGGGCAGUUUACAAGUUGUUGGUGAGAGUCUGCAUCGUGUUAAUAGUGCCAGCAAUUGUCCGAUUAGGCUUUAUUGAUGAUGCCAAUAUCAAGAUUGUUUAUUUUUUUUACCAAAUGUGCCAACAGUGAUGCUGUACAUGUGACAUGCGCGGUUUAUUAAAGAGGACUGCUCCUAA
This is a messenger RNA of Petromyzon marinus (sea lamprey), 1763 nucleotides long. RefSeq lists its product as uncharacterized. Gene Ontology annotation, biological process: positive regulation of DNA-templated transcription. Gene Ontology annotation, cellular component: nuclear body. The record is from RefSeq and is a predicted model, not a curated record. NCBI's taxonomy places the organism in Eukaryota, Metazoa, Chordata, Hyperoartia, Petromyzontiformes, Petromyzontidae.